Messenger RNA from Fusarium graminearum PH-1, 312 nucleotides. RefSeq lists its product as uncharacterized. The record is from RefSeq and is a predicted model, not a curated record. Lineage: Eukaryota; Fungi; Ascomycota; Sordariomycetes; Hypocreales; Nectriaceae. The coding region runs from base 1 to 312 and encodes 103 amino acids. The transcript is spliced from 2 exons.
AUGUUCUUGGCCGCACAGGAUAGGAUAAUAAAGGAAGUGGGCCACUUUCAAGAUGCAGUGCAGUCAGGCCAGUGUAGCACGGCCAAAGGUGAGCCGAAUCUAUCGUGGGUUGUUCUUUAUGCUGAGGGGCGCCCCGUUCUAUUCUGGAGGCCAUUGCGCAGCGUGCAACGUGCAACGAGCCGUUUGAUCAAGGCAUGUUUUUGUCUAGUAAACGUCUACAACGACGCGUGUGCUGUAUGGGCAAAGUUUGCAGAGCGUCGCCCGCAGUGUGGAUUGCCCCGAUAUGGGCCGACCGAGCAGUACCGUGUGUAG